Pediculus humanus corporis (human body louse) is the source of this 1554-nucleotide messenger RNA. RefSeq names its product voltage-gated channel, putative. Bases 1 to 1554 code for a protein of 517 amino acids. Gene Ontology annotation, biological process: protein homooligomerization; potassium ion transmembrane transport. Gene Ontology annotation, cellular component: membrane; voltage-gated potassium channel complex. The record is from RefSeq and is a predicted model, not a curated record. NCBI's taxonomy places the organism in Eukaryota, Metazoa, Arthropoda, Insecta, Psocodea, Pediculidae. The transcript is spliced from 2 exons. Gene Ontology annotation, molecular function: delayed rectifier potassium channel activity; protein binding.
AUGGUCGGGGACAGAGAGGGGGAAGGGGUCGGAGUCCGAUGGGAGUUGGAAGGAGAACAGGCGGAAGCCCCCACGAGGGAAGUUCGCUUUCCCAAGGCUUCUCCCCCUUUGCCCCCAAAUUUGCCUUUACAAUUACAGCAGAGACCCCAUUCGAGAAGUAUGACUUCGCUUCCGCCGGAGCCUUUCAUGAUAAUGCGUUCGAAAGCUUUAAAUCGUCGCGUGAACAUCAACGUCGGCGGAGUCAAACACGAAGUUCUUUGGCGAACGCUCGAACGUUUGCCCCACACGCGGUUGGGGCGACUUCGCGAUUGCAACACGCACGAAGCUAUAACGGAACUGUGCGACGAUUAUUCCCUUGUAGAUAACGAAUACUUUUUCGAUAGGCACCCGAAAUCCUUCAGCUCAAUACUUAAUUUUUACAGAACGGGAAAACUUCAUUUGGUGGACGAAAUGUGCGUGUUAGCAUUUAGCGACGAUCUCGAAUAUUGGGGAGUCGACGAAUUGUAUUUGGAAUCGUGUUGUCAGCAUAAGUACCAUCAAAGGAAAGAACACGUUCACGAGGAAAUGAGAAAAGAAGCGGAAUCUCUUCGGCAGAGGGAAGAAGAAGAAUUCGGAGAUGGAAAAUGUGCGCAAUACCAAAAAUGGCUGUGGGACUUGUUAGAAAAACCGACAACUUCGAUCGCCGCAAGGGUGAUCGCCGUUAUAUCGAUUUUGUUCAUUGUUCUGAGUACGAUAGCGUUAACCCUGAACACGAUACCAGCAUUGCAAGUUAACGAACCCGAGGGUGGUCCUAGUCAAGACAACCCUCAGCUAGCGAUGGUCGAAGCGAUUUGCAUAACAUGGUUUACGAUGGAAUACAUGCUCAGGUUUUCGGCGUCGCCGGAUAAGUGGAAAUUCUUCAAAGGCGGACUUAAUAUAAUUGAUCUUUUAGCCAUACUUCCGUAUUUCGUUUCGUUCCUUGUCGAAGCCAACAAAAACGGAACUCAUCCGGGAACGGAUCAGUUUCAGGACGUCCGAAGGGUCGUUCAAAUAUUUCGUAUAAUGAGGAUAUUGCGUAUAUUGAAACUCGCUCGUCACUCGACGGGGUUGCAAAGUUUGGGUUUCACACUUAGGAACUCGUAUAAGGAACUCGGGUUGCUGAUGUUGUUUCUCGCGAUGGGAGUACUCAUAUUUUCAAGUUUAGCUUAUUUCGCGGAAAAAGAAGAACACAAUACGAAAUUUAGCAGCAUACCGGAAACGUUUUGGUGGGCCAUGAUAACCAUGACCACCGUCGGCUACGGUGACAUAUGUCCGACGACCGCGUUAGGGAAAGUUAUCGGGAGCGUUUGUUGCAUUUGUGGCGUUUUGGUCAUCGCUCUGCCCAUUCCAAUUAUUGUUAAUAAUUUCGCCGAGUUUUACAAAAAUCAAAUGAGAAGAGAAAAAGCAUUGAAAAGGCGGGAAGCAUUGGAAAGAGCCAAAAGAGAAGGGAGCAUUGUUUCUUUUCACCACAUCAACCUCAGGGACGCUUUCGCCAAGAGCAUGGAUCUCAUUGACGUCAUCGUGGACACAGGUUAG